This is a messenger RNA of Hydra vulgaris (swiftwater hydra), 1781 nucleotides long. Its product is annotated as heparan-alpha-glucosaminide N-acetyltransferase. NCBI's taxonomy places the organism in Eukaryota, Metazoa, Cnidaria, Hydrozoa, Anthoathecata, Hydridae. The record is from RefSeq and is a predicted model, not a curated record.
GUUUUAUAUACAGAGAGUGAGAUUUAGGAUGGAUCUUUCAACAGUAACAUUUUUUACAAAUGCUACUACAGAAAUUCAAGUUCUAGCAGUAUCACAACAAUGUUUUAAGUGCAGCUAUAAUCUUCUUGGAAAUAUUUCAAUAGCCAAGAACUUUACACAUUUUUUUGAUACCAGAUGGCCAACAAAUUUUAAAUUUUUAAACAAUAACCAAUCUAAAAUUGUAGCAGAGCACUUUGUUGAACAUGGUAAAUAUAUUUAUUCUGUUUAUGAGACGUCAUCAGACACCUUGUUAAUUGAUAAUAAAAUUACAAAUAGUCCAGCAUUAUCAUUUCUGCCUCUUAUAUAUCUACUUGUAGUACUGGUGGCAGCAUCAAUUAUCUGGCCAUUGGGAAAAUUUAUUUACAGAACUUUUAGACAUGGUAAUUUUGUCAGUGAUUCUGAUUAUUUUUUGGAAAUGGAGGAGUGGGAAAGUAAAAUAGACACCAUCAGUAAGUCGCAACAAUCAUCAAAAAAUGAGCUCAUUGUGAGAAAACCUGCCAGAAUAAGAUCUAUAGAUACAUUCAGAGGAAUUGCAAUUGUAUUGAUGGUAUUUGUGAAUUAUGGCGGUGGACAAUACUAUUUUAUUGAUCAUUCUGUUUGGAAUGGUUUGAGUUUAUCUGAUCUUGUUUUUCCUUGGUUUAUAUUUAUCAUGGGUUUAAGCAUCAAUCUUUCUCACAAGCGUCUACUAAAACAAGAGAACAAGAAACUGGCAGCAUUUUGGAUUAUAUGUACUCGUUCGAUAAAGAUUUUUUUAAUUGGGUUUAUUCUAAAUGCAGGAAAAAAUUUACCAACAUGGCGGAUUCCUGGAGUUUUGCAACGUAUUGGCAUUUCCUAUUUUAUAGUAGCUUCUUUUAACUUGUUUACAGCUCCUAGUGAACAAACCAUAAAGCGUUUUGCCUCUAUUAAAUGGGUAUCACAUCUGUGUGAUAUUAUUCCAUUUGGCAUCCAAUGGCUUUUUAUUUUUUGUCUUCUUGCUAUUCAUACUGCUAUCACUUUUCGGCUACCGGUUCCAGGAUGUCCAACAGGUUACCUUGGUCCUGGCGGUCUAUCAGAAGGUGGAAAAUAUUUUUAUUGCACAGGAGGAGCUGCAGGUUACAUUGAUAAAUUAGUAUUUGGAGAAAAACAUUUAUACCGAAAUCCUAGUUUAAAAAAUAUUUAUCUUACAAAACAAAAUUUUGAUCCUGAAGGAUUGCUUGGUUAUCUUACUUCAAUUGUUCUUACAUUUUUCGGAUUACAAGCAGGUCGUAUCAUGUUUAUGUACAAAUCACAUAAAAGUCAGGUUUUAAGAUGGUUCAUAUGGACUUUAAUUACGGGUGGAAUAGCUUUUGGACUUACUAGUGGAAGUCUUAACAACGGGUUAAUCCCGAUUAAUAAAAAUCUAUGGUCGUUAUCAUUUGUCAUGGCAACAAGUGCAACGUCAUUUUUGCUGUUUAGUUUCUGUUACAUUCUUUGUGAUAUUUUUCAUGUUUGGAAUGGAUCACCUUUCUUUUUUUGUGGUGUUAACUCAAUGUUUAUUUACAUUGGACAUAGUUUAGUGUCUUUUAAUAUAUACUGGAAUGAGCAAGAUGUUACUCAUAUAUCAAGCUUAGUUGUGGCAACUUUUGGAACGUCCAUAUGGGUAACAAGUGCAUUUUGGUUACAUUUAAAGAAACAAGUUUUUACUGUUUAAAAAAUAAUUUUUUAACGUUAAGUUGUUACUGUUUUUUUUUUGUUUGUUUUUUUUUAAUCAAAAUUUUAUUUUU